AUGAAGGCAUGGGAGGCAACAGUACGGAAAACACAAGCCGCGGCGAAGAAGCGAGCCAACACCAUAUUUGGAACGUCAUACGUAGUGGAUACUGAUGAAGACGCCUCUGAUCAAGAAGAGGAGCUCCACGCACCUGGGGAGGUUUUUCACGCUGAGAGAUUUCUCCCCAACGGGGAUUACUACACUGGCUAUUGGUCUGACACCUUUCCCCAUGGACAAGGAAAGUAUUGGUGGACGGAUGGCUGCAUGUACGUUGGGGAAUGGUUCAAGGGAAAGACGAUGGGGAAGGGGACUUUUAGCUGGCCAUCAGGCGCCAUGUAUGAAGGGAAUUUUAAGAGCGGUUUUAUGGAUGGCGAGGGGAUUUAUACAGGGGCCAUAGGUGGCACCUAUAAGGGGUCUUGGGUGAUGAAUUUGAAGCAUGGUUUUGGAAUAAAGGAUUACCCAAAUGGGGAUGUGUACGAGGGAGAAUGGAGCCGAGGGUCACAAGAGGGGCAUGGGAAGUAUACAUGGAAACUUGGGACUACAUAUGUUGGAGAAUGGAAAAAUGGCAAGAUUUGUGGGCAGGGCAAAAUGAGCUGGCCUAAUGGAAAUGUAUAUGAGGGGGAUUGGGAUGAGGGACUGCCUAAGGGAAAUGGGACAUUUAGAUGGGAGGAUGGGAGCUCGUAUGUGGGAAACUGGAGUAGUGAUCCUGAGGAACAGAAUGGGACAUACUAUCCUUCAGCUGCACAUAAUGAAGGGGGUGAUGAUGCACUUGAGUGGGAUCCUCAACAAGUUUUUAGUGAAGAUUUGAAGGAAUGCAAGAUAUGCCCAACUGAGAAGAUACCGAUGUGGCCCUCGCAAAAGAAGUUGGCCGUGUGGAGGUCUACAAAGGGUGGAGCGGAGCCGAGUGUGAGGCAUAGGAGGAUGUCUGUAGAUGGAAGGAUAGAUUCUGGGGUGGAUAGAGAUUUAGGGGGGAUGCGCUUGUCCGAUGGGGCUGCACCCUCAGCUUGGAUAUCGGGGGAAAUGAGAGAUGGUGACGAAUCCUCAACGAUGUCCCCCGUGCCUAUCAAGUUGCCCCAGAUUGCUAAGAGGCAAGGAGAGACCAUCUCCAAAGGGCAUAGAAAUUAUGACCUAAUGCUUAAUUUACAGCUUGGAAUUAGGCAUUCAGUGGGGAGACCAGGUCCGCCUCCAUCGCUUGAUCUGAAGACAUCGGCCUUUGAUCCCAAGGAAAAGUUUUGGACAAAGUUCCCUCCAGAAGGUUCCAAGAUCACGCCACCACAUAAUUCACGUGAAUUUAAAUGGAAAGACUACUGCCCUAAAGUGUUCAGAACACUGAGGAUGUUGUUCAAGGUGGAUCCAGCAGAUUACAUGUUGUCUAUUUGUGGCGAUGACGCUCUUCGAGAGUUGUCCUCACCUGGUAAAAGUGGAAGCUUCUUCUACUUGACCAACGACGAUCGUUACAUGAUCAAGACAAUGAAGAAAGCUGAAGUAAAAGUGCUUUUAAGGAUGCUAAGUGCAUAUUACAACCACGUUCGUUCAUUUGAGAACACCCUUGUCACCAAAUACUUUGGUCUGCAUUGUGUAAGGCUAAAUGGCCAGAAGGUUCGUUUCAUCAUCAUGGGGAAUCUAUUCUGCACCGAGUAUCUGAUCCAUAAAAGAUAUGACCUGAAAGGUUCCACAUUUGGGAGAUUGACUGAUAAGCCAGAAUCAGAAAUUGACUCCAAUACAACACUCAAGGAUCUUGAUCUCAACUUCAUAUUUCGUCUACAAAAGACAUGGUAUCAAGAAUUUAGAAGACAAGUCGACAAAGAUUGUGAAUUUCUUGAACAGGAAAGAAUCAUGGACUAUAGUCUCUUAGUUGGUAUUCACUUCACAGAGGCAUCGGCAUCAACUGAUAAUGGUGAUUCAGAAAGUGAUUCAAUUCCGAAAUUAUCGAAUGUAGAACAUAUGUUUUUAGACCCUGCAGGGUGGGCUAGCAUUAGAUUGGGGAUCAGUAUGCCUGCAAGAGUGGAAAGAACACUUAGAACAAAUGAGGCAGAGCUUCAGCUAAUCGGAGAGCCAACAGGAGAGUAUUAUGAUGUAGUACUAUUCUUUGGGAUCAUAGACAUUCUUCAAUUGUUGGAAAUAGUGUAG
Molecule: messenger RNA, 2112 nt
Organism: Salvia hispanica
Lineage: Eukaryota; Viridiplantae; Streptophyta; Magnoliopsida; Lamiales; Lamiaceae
Gene: PIP5K5
Product: phosphatidylinositol- 4-phosphate 5-kinase 5
Biological process (GO): phosphatidylinositol phosphate biosynthetic process
Cellular component (GO): plasma membrane
Molecular function (GO): ATP binding; 1-phosphatidylinositol-4-phosphate 5-kinase activity
Source: RefSeq, a predicted model, not a curated record